AUGAAGGACAUUCUUUCGCCAACAACACAACAUGCAUAUCUUGAUUUCGAUUUCUCAGAAUUUAUUGACAACAAUUUCGACAUGUCAAAUGACAUACUUCCGAACACAAAACCGCUGCUGUCUCCUUCCGUUGUGUCCUCUUCUUCCGUAGCAAGCAACACGCACCUAGAUGACUUGUUCUCAGACACGGCUUCCAACAGCAACUAUACGCUGGAGCACAGUCCAUCUUCCGUCUACCUCAACAAUCCCUUGUGGUCCAGCAUUGAGGAACUGGCCUACAACACCAGCAAAAAGGAGCAGAUCACAUCACUGUCUUGCAUUGACACGUUUAUCAAUGACCCCAACAGCGAUCUCGUCAAGCUCGUCCAGCAAUCGCAGGCAGAGCACGACUUCUUUCAACACUUAAUUAUUGAAAGCUUGAUAAACCAGCCACCACAAUACGACUAUUACCAACAACAGCGCGUCAAUUACGAGGCACAGCAGAGGUAUUACCAGGGACAACAUGGUGUGGGCUUGACCAGGGCCAAUACCUACACCACGCCCCCUCCUCCUCCUCUUUCUGCUCCUACACUUGCCAAUCUACCCAAGAAACGAAAGCAAAACCCCACCACCAAGCGAAACUCGGCAAAAUCAAGUGCUGCAUCACAGUAUUCCUCUGCCAACAACACACAGUAUACGCACAGCGAUCAAGUCAAUGCGCAAUUACUCAAAGAGCUUAUCCGUCAAGCAGGAAGAAACGCAAAGCAUCCGAUGAACAGCAGCUUGGGCUUUGACAUGGCAGCAGCAGCUUCUCUCAACAAAAGCUUGAAUAUAUCUCCUCCCCUUUUUGCUGGUCCUACUGUUCCCUCGACUUCUAUGGAUCUUCAGCAGUACACAUCGCCCAGGAUGAACGGAAAUUAUCCUGCAAAUCACAAUACGAAAACAGCAUAUCAAAGCAGUUCCUCGAAUAAUAGUAGCAGGUACUCGCAUCAUCUACCUUACAAGAUCCAAACCAACGCCACCAGCAAGAAGACCAAACAGCAAAAGACACAUUUAUAUCAUCCAUACCAGCGAUCCUCGUCUUUUGCUAACAGCAGCAGCAGCAGCAGCAACAUCAUUAUGGGAAAACCUUCCAUGUAUUCAUCCGACAUGUCUCAAGCGCAAUUGUUGGAAAUACAGGCAAUCUCUCGAGCACAGCAAGACUUUAUUCGCGCUCGUGAGCAACAAGAAGCAGAAAAGGGAUUGUUGAUGAAACAUCAUCACCAUCAUCCGCAUUCAAAGAAACCAGCUCAAUAA
Molecule: messenger RNA, 1275 nt
Organism: Mucor velutinosus
Lineage: Eukaryota; Fungi; Mucoromycota; Mucoromycetes; Mucorales; Mucoraceae
Gene: SQS1
Product: squalene synthetase-like protein
Exons: 1
Coding region: 1-1275 (424 amino acids)
Source: RefSeq, a predicted model, not a curated record